Messenger RNA from Moneuplotes crassus, 2214 nucleotides. The record is from the annotation of a GenBank genome assembly. Lineage: Eukaryota; Ciliophora; Spirotrichea; Euplotida; Euplotidae.
AAAUAAAAUGGCAUCCAUCGAAGAACUGUUCUCAGAAAUAGAGGCAAAUAACAUGACCAACGAGAUUUACAAUAAGGAGUUGGAAGACUUGAGAAUUCAGAAUGAAAUUUUAAAGUCUGAGAAGAAAGAGAUUUUUGUCAAAAUAAUAGAUCUUGAAUUUAAGAUUAAAAAGUUUGGAGCCAAACCCAAGUCACACAAAUAUCAAGAGUUUAAAGCAAUACAGAAGCCUCAAGAAGAAGAUAAUGAAAAAUCUAUGAAUGUCACUAUUGAGUAUGAUAUCCCUGAAGAGUAUAAAAAUGAGGAAAACAUAGCAAUCGAUAUCAUCGGGAAUUUCACAGAAUGGAUUCCUCAUGCAAUGGAAGAAGAUGAUCAAACUCCAUACCGAUAUAAAUAUACAGCAUCUCUAAGGAGAGGAUAUAAGCAUAGAUACCAAUUCUUAGUCAACGGCAACGAGCAUAUUGAUGAAAAUAAGAAAUCGUCAGUCAAAUUUGAUGGGAGUAAAACAAAUUACAUAAUGGUACCACUGAUUGCAUUAGAAGAUCAGAAUGAGGGAAAGAUAGAAGCGUUUAUGUGUCAAGAUAUAGACUCCCCUCAAUUACUCGACUAUCCCUCUUUUGUUCCAGAAGAAAUAGCUAAGAGAUUUAGUUCAGAAAGCAUAAACGAAGAAGACAAAACAGAGAACACUAAUUUAAAAGAAUUUGUGCACUCUAAAAUUAGUCAAUGCGCUGAUAUUACCCAAAAGAAGCAAUUCCUAGAAACUAAAAUUUUGGAGAGUGGAGAAGAAAAAGAUAGAGUGAUAUUUAGAUCCCAGUAUAAAGAGCUUGAUAGCGAUUUUUGAAAAAUAGGACUAUCUUUAAAAAAAGCAUUGAAAGGAAGAAUAAUCCAUACCACUCUGGAUGGGCCUACUAUUUUUGAAAUUGACGAAUAUAACAGCUCAGAUAACACUAUCCGAGCAAAAAGAAUUUAUGAUCAAAACAGACUCUUAUUGGAUAAUUCUAAUUAUGGAAGCUACGUUACUUUUAGACAAGAAGAUCUGAUGUCUCACGUCAAUUUUCUUACUUUACAGCAAGAAGCAAGCGUAAGAAUGGAAAUGCAUAAAGAUUACCACAAGUUCAAGAUAUUUUACCAAGUAGAUACAAGUAUGGGAGAGAAUGAGUGUUUACCUAUGUCAGUCGAUCCUUCUUUCAUUUCAUUAAACGACUACCGGAUCAACUUUGAUAAACAACAGUGCUGUAUUACCUCUAUAAGCAAUAACAAUUAUGGAAAUGUUCAGUUUAUAGAGAAUAAAAUUGACCCUAAUGCUGGGUUCAUCUCUAAUUCAGUAUUUGAAGUUUGGACGAAUGAAGUCAAUGACAAAGUCUUCAAUAUUAUUCAUUGCCAUAUAAAUGAUAUGAGUGAUUCAGUUCCAAUUGCCACAGAAUAUAUUGAUGAAGGAGAAUCGAUAUCUGACCACAUGGAAUUCGGCACAGAUUCUACAGGGCAAGUACUGAGAUAUAAAAUCUUGAUACAAAACCAUAAGAUUCUUACUGUACUUUAUAACUUUGGAGAAAAUAUUGAUGAGAUUCCUUUUAAUGAAACUAAGCUCUCUCAUGAUGGAUCAUUAUAUCAGCUUAAGAAUAAAGAAUUCGAAGAUCAAACAAUGAUAGUUAAAUUGAAUAAGAUUCCAAUUUCAAUGACAUGAGCUUCUGACAAGAAAGAUCUUGAGCAUAUGAAUAUUCAAUCUGUUGAUAAUGAACCAAUAUCUCACUGAAAGAUGAGAUACUUUGAAAGAUUACCUGGAUAUGUAGACCUAGAAAUGAUAUCUGCAGAUAAUUGCAUGUCAUUAUAUCAAGGAGAGUACAAGUUCUCUGCUCCAGCUUGCAUGAUUGAAAAAGCAGACGAUAUGCAGAGGACAAUGAUUCUCUCAAUGCAACAAUAUCAAAAAGAAGAAUCUGUGAAUGGAAUACAAAAGUAUUUAGAAACUCUUGAGAAACUAGUUGAAGAAAACAAGUUUGCAAAGUACGAGUCAUUAGAGGAAAUGAAGAAUGCUUUCCAAAGUUUAAAGACUUCAGAAGAAAAAAUUGGAGAGAUCUUAGGAGAAGGCAAUAUUGAUGGUGAAGACCUUAUUUCAAAAGCUAAGCAAGUAACCAUGAUGUCUAGCAAAAUAUUAAGAGGAAUGGCAGCAGAGAUGAGAAUGAUGGCAAUGAGAAAUAAAACAUAAUUAAAAUUCAAUAA